CACCGAUCGACGUCUCAUUCCGUAGACUUCAUCGUGAGUUUAUGGGUACAAAUCCGUGAUUUAGGAAGGUGCUGACCCGGAAGCACACCGGAAGCGGUGCCAUGCCGUCCCUUUAGAGGAUCGUGUCGCAGCCGAGAGACGCCAGGUGAGAGGAUGAAGCUGCAACUGUUGCUGCCUCUCACCAUCGCGGUGACCGUCAUGUUGGUGGUGAUCAUCAAAACCCGCAAAAGGGAGCACGACCAAGUGGACAAACAGAACAGGAUCGAGCGCAUCAAGCUGCGGCUGACGCACGACCUGCUGGGAGGAUACCAGGAGGAGAAAAUGUCCCUUGAGAACCAAAUCGAGCAAAGCAACAAGGACGUGAACGCGUUGAAGACUGGAUCUUCCUCAGCAGAUCAGAAAGUACUGAAGACCAAGGCGGACCUAAAAAAAUGCCAAGGAGCCCUGAAAACACUAGAGGAUGAGUUGCUGGCACUGCAGACACUAUUCACCAAUCUGGAAGGUGAGAACGGUAAGGAGAAGGACUCGUGGAUCGCUGAACUGGAAUCCCUCAACAAACAGCUUCAAGGUCCGAGUGCCAUAUGUGCCUUUUUGAAGAAAGGAGCAGAUUCUGCAAGCAAGCUGUGCAGCAGUGAAGGACCUGAAGGGGCCCUGAAACCGGAGGAACCGAAACCAGAACCUCCCCAACCAGAGGAGCCCAAGUCAGAACCCCCUAAAACAGUGGAAACAAAACCAGAAGAGAUAAAACCAGAGGACCCGAAACCAGAGGAAACCAAACUGUAAACCAGAGUAGCUCAAGAUGGAGGCUUCUAAACAGGAAGAACCGUAUCGGCCUUAUGAAGAAAUAAUGUAAUAAAUCAUAUAUAAUAAUCAUGUAAUAUCACAUCGGACAUUUCCUGAAGUUGCCACAUUUCUUAGCUACCUCUGGAGUGUUAAGUUGCUGUGUGAUGAAUAUAAAUGACUGUUACGGCAUUGAGUAAUUAACGACCUCCUGACAUUUCCAUUGGGUUGAAAAGAUCGAAGUGAGUUUUUUUUUUAAAUAAAAAUUUUCACGUACUUGUACACGCCACAAUAUGCCAUUUUAUGACGUAAACAUACAAAUCCGUUUUUCUCUACAUUUAGUGGGUGCAGCUUAAACACCGGCGUGCCUUAUACAGCGGAAAUGACGGUUACAAAUAAAACCUCUUAUUUCCCUGACUUUAGAGAUCCUGUCUGACUGGUAGGAUAUGUUUCCACUUCCACAUUGUUUUGCCUCUAUGUGGGUUGCACAUUAAACCACUACACAAACUA
Doryrhamphus excisus (bluestripe pipefish) is the source of this 1290-nucleotide messenger RNA. RefSeq lists its product as uncharacterized. Lineage: Eukaryota; Metazoa; Chordata; Actinopteri; Syngnathiformes; Syngnathidae. The record is from RefSeq and is a predicted model, not a curated record.